ACAUUUAAAGAAAUUUCAUCAAGUGGUUGGACAAGAAAAAAUGAUAAAACAUUUAAUCAGACAACUGAAAGAAUAGAAGGAUUGAAUAAUGCAAAAAAGCAAACUGAUUAUGAGAAUAACUAUUAUACAACUUAUCAUCACCAGAACUUAUUAUCAUCAGGUAACUUUAACACAAUUUAUCAUCAUCAGACCUGUACAGGUCGGGUAUUGGGACAUUUACGAAAUGGAACAAUCAUAUCAGUAGCACGAAAAUGUGAAGAGUUAGAUUGUGAUGGCACAAAUGUUAGACUUUCAGGAGAUCAUAUUCUAGAAAUUAUCUUCUUGAAAAAUAUCACUGGACGCUUUAGAAAUUAUGGCAAUUAUUGUGUUUCAAAGAAAUCAAUAGGUGAAAUCAAAUCUGGUCAUACAGUGUUUCAAGCAAAUAGACUUUCAUAUGCUCGUCGAUUUUACAAUGAAUCAAUCCGUAAAAAUAUCCGUUAUCGUGAAUAUCGUCAACCAAAUAAUAGACGAGAAAAGCAAAUAGCGCAAUCGAUGAAGCCAAUAAUGGUGGAUGGAACUGCAACAGGAUUGUAG
This is a messenger RNA of Loa loa (African eye worm), 573 nucleotides long. RefSeq lists its product as hypothetical. The record is from RefSeq and is a predicted model, not a curated record. The annotation marks the transcript as partial. NCBI's taxonomy places the organism in Eukaryota, Metazoa, Nematoda, Chromadorea, Rhabditida, Onchocercidae. The transcript is spliced from 5 exons.